AUGGGCCUCACAAAUUUGAUGGGGCAUAAGCCCAGUUCUUCUAAGCUAACGGGAACCAUAAGCCCAACUAAAUUAGAUCCAUGGAUUGGGAACUCGAUUUCCAUCGAGCCCACGCAGUCAGUGUAUGCGACAGUCACAGACACUCAGACAGGGCAGCCGCCUCCGUCGCCGCCAUCCUCUUUCCACUGCCAUCGCCGUGAAAUCUCCCAAAACCCUCGCAAGCCGGUGUUUCCAAUGCACACUGGAACCUCGCUGUCCCGCUUAACCAGUUCGGCCAGGAAGUUCCUCCUCCCCCUGGUUGCCGUGGGCACUGCCACCACCGCCGCCGCCGCGUUCCACUCCUCGAGAUUCACAGUUCCUCCAGGCCAUCGAGCCGUGAUUUUGGACAGAUUGCACGGAGUGAGCGGAACCUCUAUCGGCGAAGGAACUCACUACACAGUUCCCUGGAUCCGGAAGCCCUAUAUCUUCGAUAUCCGCGACAAACCUCAUACAUUCUCCUGUCUCGCCCACACCAAGGAUCUCCAGCCCGUCAAUCUCUCCCUUGCCAUUUCUCUCCGUCCAGAGUUGUCGAAAUUGCCGGAGACCUUCAACCAUUUGGGGCUUGACUACGACGAGAAAUCCCUCCCUGCGAUCUGCAGCGAGGUACAAACCAUAGUCGCCAAUUACGACGUCGAUCAGCUUCUCCUCAAGGAGAAUAAUAGCGGCGUGUUGGACGAUAUUCAUGGCUCUCUUGUCGAGCGAGCAAAGCGAUUCAAUGUGCUAGUAGUUGAUGUCUCGAUUUUAGAUGUUUCUUGUGGCGAACAAGUGGCUCAGGCUGUUGAGCAGAAGCAAGUGGCGAGGGUCGAAGCUGAGACGUCCAAGAACCUCGUGGUGAAGGCUGAACACGACAAGGAGGCUGCGGUUAGGAGAGCCGAAGAGGAAUUAGAGGCUGCCAAGCAGUUCGCCGAGUUACCAGAGGAUGUUCAUGAACAGCUACUAGCACAAUCGAGGGCUGAGGCGCAGAGGGAAGUUGAUAAGGUUCUUGCCAUGUUCGAGGAUGCCGCCAACAGUUCGAGAUCAUCGGUGGUGGACGCAUCUAAUCCAAGCAGCUGA
Messenger RNA from Linum trigynum, 1092 nucleotides. Lineage: Eukaryota; Viridiplantae; Streptophyta; Magnoliopsida; Malpighiales; Linaceae. The record is from the annotation of a GenBank genome assembly.